CUUCAAGUACAUUUCACGGUUCCUAACAUCUAUGCAUGACUUGUCGUUAUUGCAUUGUUAGCGACUAUGCAUGAGACAUUCCGGUUACCCCUCUUCGCUUUUUUGGUCGACCAAGUGUUUGUCGGGGAAGAAGUGAAUUCGCUCUGACCAAUGGUCUCUCUAGGCUCGCAAUGUUCCCAACGGGAAAAGUCAAAGUUGUUUUCAGCGUACACACGCCUGUGCAGCCAGAACCAUACCCAUCAAUGCCUCCCAGAUGAACAGGGUUCCCGCAAAAACAUGGCCGCUCGGGCUAUUUGUCCUUUUCAACCCAUAAUUAUUGCUAAAAUCCUUACGGUUAUCGGGAUACUGCUGGCCCUUUCAAAAAUACUAAUAAGAUUAAACUUGGUGGUAAUAAUCAAAAACAAUAGAGGAAAUCUUUUGGAGGUUUCCAAUAUUUCGGUCGGGUCUCUACAAUCUUUUUCUUGUUCUGGUUCCGAUCGUAUCGUUUUCGGCAAAGGGACUUGCUCCGGGCCCCAGACAACCGUGCUGGCAGUUGCUUGGUAGCAGUAGAUUUUGUUUCCGGAAUUGAUCAUUUCAAUGCUUUUCUCCAGCAUUUUUUCUCUUUCUUCCCCUUCUGAAUGCC
Messenger RNA from Pyricularia oryzae 70-15, 622 nucleotides. RefSeq lists its product as uncharacterized. NCBI's taxonomy places the organism in Eukaryota, Fungi, Ascomycota, Sordariomycetes, Magnaporthales, Pyriculariaceae. The record is from RefSeq and is a predicted model, not a curated record. The transcript has 2 exons. Bases 151 to 543 code for a protein of 130 amino acids.